Scheffersomyces stipitis CBS 6054 is the source of this 609-nucleotide messenger RNA. It is a transcript of the gene RPL13, whose product is annotated as 60S ribosomal protein eL13. Gene Ontology annotation, molecular function: structural constituent of ribosome; RNA binding. Gene Ontology annotation, cellular component: ribosome; cytosolic large ribosomal subunit. The record is from RefSeq and is a predicted model, not a curated record. The transcript has a single exon. Gene Ontology annotation, biological process: translation. Lineage: Eukaryota; Fungi; Ascomycota; Pichiomycetes; Serinales; Debaryomycetaceae. The coding region runs from base 1 to 609 and encodes 202 amino acids.
AUGGCUAUCUCCAAGAACUUACCAUUAUUGAAGAACCACUUCAGAAAGCACUGGCAAGAACGUGUCAAAGUUCACUUUGACCAAGCCGGUAAGAAGGCCUCUAGAAGACAAGCCAGAUUAUCCAAGGCUGCUUCUAUUGCCCCAAAGCCAAUCGACACCUUAAGACCUGUCGUCAGAGCCCCAACUGUCAGAUACAACAGAAAGGUCAGAGCCGGUAGAGGUUUCACCUUGGCCGAAUUAAAGGCUGUUGGUUUGACUGCCAAGUACGCCAGAACCAUCGGUAUUUCCGUUGACCACAGAAGACAAAACAAGGCUCAAGAAACCUUCGAUGCCAACGUUGCUAGAUUACAAGAAUACAAGUCUAAGUUAGUGAUUUUCGACAAGAAGACCAAGGCCGCCGAAGCUGCUGCUUACGAACAAGUUUCUACCGGUGCCGUCUUCCCAGUUGUCCAACCAUCUGUCGAAUCUGCUCCAAGAGCCGUCGAAGUUCCAGAACAAACUGCCUUCAGAACCUUGAGAUUGGCCAGAAACGACAAGAAGUACAAGGGUAUCAGAGAAAAGCGUGCCAAGGACAAGGCUGAAGCUGAAGCUGACAAGAAGAAGAAGUAA